This is a messenger RNA of Cladophialophora psammophila CBS 110553, 396 nucleotides long. RefSeq lists its product as uncharacterized. Lineage: Eukaryota; Fungi; Ascomycota; Eurotiomycetes; Chaetothyriales; Herpotrichiellaceae. Gene Ontology annotation, molecular function: GTP binding. The coding region runs from base 1 to 396 and encodes 131 amino acids. The transcript is spliced from 2 exons. The record is from RefSeq and is a predicted model, not a curated record.
AUGGCCAAGCAACCGUUAUCAUCCCAGCUCGGACGAAUAGUGACGGGGAGAUCGACUCUAUUGGAGGAUAUCACCGGUGCCAGUGGUCAUUCGAAGGAUGCAAGCGAAGGAGAUAUUGCGACUGAGGAAAUCCAGAUCGAGAAAGUCACCACCGAUGGGAGGCAACACCUCAUAAUGGACACCCCUGGCUUCCAUAUGGACAAGGAAAUGGACGCGGUCUACAAGGUUAAUGGAGGCGUUCAGGAAGUUCAGAAUUACACCCAAACUUGGGGGAUUCUCUACGUGACAAAGGUCGACUUACGAAUCGAGACCACCGAUGAGAUAUUGCUCGGAUUCAACAGAUGCUUCCCAAGGCAGGACUUUGUCCGGCACAUUACCUUCGUGACUCUACAUUGA